UCAAAGUGCUUGUGGCUUCAUGAGCUCAGCCACGCGCCACCAUUCCCAAAGCUCCAACUAAGGCAACUGAGACUUUAUCACCUUCAGCAUUCAAGCCGUAAGGGGCUACAGUGGUAUCUCAUGCUCUUGAAUUAUUUCACAUUGGACCUCCCCCAUCAUCAUCGCGCUCAGGAGACGUAUCUUCUUGAUUGCGCCGACAACAACCCCCACGCAACAUGGCGACGACGCGCCGCGAUUUCCUUAGCCAGCCUGCCCCAGAGAACUAUGUCGCUGGUCUGGGGCGUGGUGCCACAGGCUUCACAACACGGUCCGAUUUAGGUCCUGCCCGCGAAGGACCAUCCGAGGACCAGAUCAAGGAGGCACUUGCCAAAAGAGCUGCGCAACUGGGCCUUGGCGAUGCCGCUGGCAAGAAAGAUGAUGCCGAAAAUGACAACGACGAAAGAUAUCAGGACCCGGACAACGAAGUAGGCCUCUUCGCUGGUGGUGUUUAUGACAAAGAUGAUGACGAAGCAGAUCGCAUCUACCGUGAGGUAGACGAGAAGAUGGAUCGCAGACGGAAGAGGAGACGGGAGGCACGCGAACAAGAAGAACGAGAAGAGCACGAGCGCAAACACCCAAAGAUCCAGCACGAGUUUGCUGACCUCAAGAGAGCCCUCGGCACCAUAUCCGACGAGGACUGGGCCAAGCUGCCCGAGGUCGGCGAUCUCACAGGAAAGAACAGAAGAAGCAGGGAAGCACGGCAUCAGCGAUUUUAUGCUGUUCCCGACAGCGUUCUUGCUGCCGCAGGAAGUGCUGGAGAACUUGGCACAACCGUUGCCGACGGAGGCGAAUCCAGCGCCAACGCUGAGGGCACGACGACGGACUUCGCUAAGAUCGGACAGGCACGAGACAAAGUACUUCAGGUCAGGCUUGAUCAAGCUUCCAGCGCUGCAUCGGGGAGCGCAUCUAGUGUCGACGCCAAGGGAUACCUCACAAGCCUGAACCAAUCGCAGUUGCCCCAGAGCGCUGCUCAAGUGGGUGAUAUCAACCGGGUUCGAGAACUUCUUGAGUCUGUCAUCAGGACGAACCCCAACAACGGCCCAGGAUGGAUUGCUGCUGCGAGAGUGGAGGAGCUGGCUGGGAAGAUCGUGAAAGCGCGGGACCUCAUCGCUCGAGGCUGCCAGCAGUGUCCAAAGAACGAGGACGUCUGGCUUGAAAAUAUUCGCCUCAACGAUGCGCAGAAUGCCAAGAUCAUAGUGGCCGCCGCCGUUAAGAAAAAUGACCGCUCGGUGCGCUUAUGGGUUGAGGCAAUGAAAUUGGAGACUGCUCCCUUGGCCAAGAAACGUGUUAUUCGACUGGCGUUGGACCGUAUUCCCGAAUCUGAGGCAUUGUGGAAGGAGGCAGUCAACCUAGAAGAGGACCAAGAAGAUGCGCGUCUACUACUAGCAAAGGCAACAGAGCUCAUCCCACUUUCUGUUGACUUGUGGCUGGCAUUGGCUCGACUGGAAUCGCCAGAAAAUGCCCAAAAAGUAUUAAAUAAGGCACGCAAGCAUUGCCCCACGUCGCAUGAGAUCUGGAUAGCAGCUGCAAGACUGCAAGAGCAGCUCGGCAAAGCACAAAAGGUCAACGUCAUGGAACGUGCAGUGCAGGUGCUUGCCAAGGAAUCAGCCAUGCCGAAGCGUGAAGAAUGGAUCACCGAGGCGGAGAGAUGCGAAGAAGAGGGUGCAAUCAUUACCUGCAGCCUUAUAAUCCAGUCGACACUGGGGUGGGGCCUAGACGAGGACGACGAUCGAAAAGACACGUGGAUGGAAGAUGCACGCGGAAGUAUGGGCCGCGAGAUGUUCGUGACUGCCCGGGCAAUCUACGCCUACGCCCUUCGUGUCUUUCCCACGAGCAAGACGAUAUGGCUUGCAGCAGCUGAUCUGGAACGAACCCAUGGGUCCAAGGAGGAAUUGUGGCAGGUUCUCGAGAAAGCCGUCAACGCUUGCCCUCGUUCCGAAGUGUUGUGGAUGAUGCUGGCCAAGGAAAAGUGGCAAGCUGGCGAAAUAGACGCUGCCCGUCUCGUGCUCGCCCGCGCUUUCAAGCAAAACCCCAACAAUGAGGAUAUUUGGCUCGCAGCUGUCAAGCUCGAGGCUGAGAAUGGCCAAGUUCAUCAAGCCCGAGAGCUGCUUGCUCAAGCGCGUACAGAAGCACCUACAGACCGCGUCUGGACGAAGUCCGCGGCGUUCGAGCGCUCCCUUGGCAACCAGGACGCGGCACUCGACCUCAUCAAUGAGGCACUAAACCACUUCCCCGGCUCACCGAAGCUCUGGAUGAUGAAGGGUCAGAUCUACGAGGACCUAAAGAAGACGCCCCAAGCCCGUGAAGCUUACGCAACGGCCGUAAAGGCAGUUCCCUCAUCUGUUCCCCUAUGGCUGCUCUACGUCCGCCUGGAAGAAAAGGAAGGACAGCUCCCCAAGGCACGUAGUGUACUGGAUCGAGCGAGAUUGGCAGUCCCCAAGAAUGCUGAGCUGUGGUGUGAAAGCGUGCGAGCCGAACGCCGGGCGGGCAAUUCCAAACAGGCCGAGAGUUUGCUGGAGCGUGCCUUGCGCGACGUGCCCAAAGCUGCUCAGGGGCCCCUGUGGAGCGAGAGGAUUUGGCACCAUACGCCCCGGACCAAACGGAAGCCGCAGGCCCUCGAAGCAAUCAAGGAAGUCGACAACGACCCGACGCUGCUUGUGGCCGUGGCGCGCAUCUUCUGGGGCGAACGCAAACUGGACAAGGCACAAAACUGGUUCGAGAAGGCCCUGAUUCGAGACUCGGAUUACGGCGACUCGUGGGCCUGGUACUAUAAGUUCUUAGUCGAGCACGGGACCUCCGAGAAGAGAGAAGAAGUUGUGAAGAAGUGCGUUGCGAUCGAGCCACGGCAUGGUGAAGUGUGGGCCAGGAUCGCGAAGCACCCGUCAAACAGUAGGAAGAGUGUCGAGGAUCUGUUGAAGAUGGUGGCUGCCGAGCUCAACUGAGGUGGGUGUUUGUCUACUGCCCCAGAAUGGCAUAACCGGAUACGAAAAACGUAACAUAUGAUGUAUGGAAUCCGAUAUACUUCGAGGCGGAUUCGUUCAGUAACUUACUCGUGUUCUUUGUUGAUGAAUCUCUCGUAUCCUCUGUACUUACGAUGCGGCCGUGCAGUUGUACACUUCGGGUUGUUCAGUGUCUGUUCGGGAAUUGAAAUCUGAGUUUGGCUAAUUGAAGACCUCGAGC
This is a messenger RNA of Pseudomassariella vexata, 3219 nucleotides long. Its product is annotated as PRP1 splicing factor. The record is from RefSeq and is a predicted model, not a curated record. NCBI's taxonomy places the organism in Eukaryota, Fungi, Ascomycota, Sordariomycetes, Amphisphaeriales, Pseudomassariaceae. Gene Ontology annotation, cellular component: U4/U6 x U5 tri-snRNP complex; catalytic step 2 spliceosome. The coding region runs from base 216 to 2981 and encodes 921 amino acids. Gene Ontology annotation, biological process: mRNA splicing, via spliceosome; spliceosomal tri-snRNP complex assembly. The transcript has a single exon. Gene Ontology annotation, molecular function: protein binding.